Leptopilina heterotoma is the source of this 2933-nucleotide messenger RNA. RefSeq names its product cryptochrome-1 (gene Cry2). Gene Ontology annotation, molecular function: DNA binding; FAD binding. Gene Ontology annotation, biological process: entrainment of circadian clock by photoperiod; negative regulation of DNA-templated transcription; circadian regulation of gene expression. Lineage: Eukaryota; Metazoa; Arthropoda; Insecta; Hymenoptera; Figitidae. Gene Ontology annotation, cellular component: nucleus; cytoplasm. The transcript has 12 exons. The record is from RefSeq and is a predicted model, not a curated record. The coding region runs from base 830 to 2497 and encodes 555 amino acids.
CCCCGCACUUUUCCGUUUUUGCCCCCCUAACACUAGCUUCAAGGUGUAUUUGAGUAUAUUGCCAUUUCUGCGAUCAGUAGUUUCUUGCCUAAAUCAACGAUUUAUCAGUGAGAGUCUUUUAAUUUUAUUGUUACAUCAAUUACAUCAUACAUGUGGGAUCAGUGAUCGUUCAAAUUCCCGGGCAAAGUGAAUCCAGAAGUUCGAAGCGCCCAGUGCGCUUCACUUCUACUUGACAAUUAUAAUAUUCUUUAAAACAUUUUUUCCUCAAUUAAAACAAAGUAUUUUUUCUAUUUUUUUUACCAUCGUUGAUAUUUUACGACAAUUUUUUUUUAAUUAAAAAGAAGACUUGUUUUUUCUUCAAAAACUUUUUUGGAAAAAUUUUUAUUUUCUGAAGUAAAAAAGUGACAGUGAAGAGAAAUAUUAAUGAACCUUUUUUUUUGAAAAGAAGACUUGGAUUAUUCGCAAUUUUUUUUUAGGUUUUUAUAUUUAAUGUUUGCUGUUUGAUGAAGAUUCUAAAACAUCAUAUGAAUUUUUUCGCGGAGGAUAAUUGUUGUUUUCAGCGGUGCCAGCGGUGCCAGCGGGACUGUUGAUUCUCGCUUAUCCGACGUGUUAGCCAGAUUUUCAUCUUUUUACACUUUAUUUAAGAGAAAGAGAAAUUAUGGACAUGUCGAAAAAUAUUUAUUCAAUUUAAAAGAAAAAUUGAAGCAAAUACUGUCCGAGGUCAGAAUUUAAGAGAAGAAAUGAUGUGAAUUUCCAUAGUAAAAGAAGAUGUAAUUUCCAAUAUGAAGAAAUCAAUAUAAAAAUAAAUUGUCGGUCAAGUGGUCGAGAAAUGACCGGAAGUAGAAGUAGCGAUCUAGGAACUGGAGCAAUAAAAAUACAGAAAGAUGGCCACAAGCAUACGGUUCAUUGGUUCAGAAAAGGGUUGAGACUCCACGAUAACCCUUCCUUUCGAGAAGGCCUCAUCGGUGCUUCCACCUUUCGAUGUGUCUUUGUGCUCGAUCCUUGGUUCGCGGGAAGCACCAAUGUCAGCAUCAAUAAAUGGAGAUUUCUACUGCAAUGCUUAGAGGAUCUGGACCGCUCGCUAAGGAAGUUGAACUCUCGACUUUUCGUCAUUAGAGGUCAACCGGCGGACGCGUUGCCCAAAUUAUUUAAGGAAUGGGGAACGACGAACCUCACAUUCGAGGAAGAUCCUGAGCCAUUCGGCCGUGUAAGGGACCACAACAUCUCGGCUAUUUGUAAGGAGCUCGGCAUCUCAGUCAUUCACAAGGCCUCGCACACUCUCUACAAAUUGGAGGAGAUAAUCGAAAAAAAUAUAGGAAAGACACCUUUAACCUACCAUCAGUUUCAAAAUGUUAUCGCCAGUAUGGACCCUCCCGAGCUGCCGGCUCCGACAGUAACUUUGACAUGCAUUGGAAAUGCUUUUACCCCCCUGAAAGAGGAUCAUGAUGACCAGUAUGGAGUGCCUACUCUCGAGGAACUUGGUUUCGACAUUACGGGUCUUUUGCCUCCAGUGUGGAUAGGCGGAGAGAGUGAAGCUCUUGCUCGCCUAGAACGGCAUCUUGAGAGGAAGGCCUGGGUGGCGAGUUUCGGUCGUCCUAAAAUGACUCCCCAGUCACUGCUAGCAAGUCAAACUGGACUUUCUCCCUAUCUACGAUUCGGUUGCCUUAGCACAAGACUUUUCUACUAUCAAUUAACUGAUCUUUACAAAAAAAUAAAGAAAACAGUACCCCCACUCUCCCUGCAUGGUCAAUUACUGUGGCGAGAAUUCUUUUACUGUGCAGCAACAAACAAUUCUAAUUUUGAUAAAAUGCAAGGAAAUCCAAUUUGUGUGCAAAUACCCUGGGACAAGAAUGUCGAUGCCCUGGCGAAAUGGGCUAACGGACAGACGGGCUUUCCUUGGAUCGAUGCGAUAAUGACUCAACUGAGGGAGGAGGGCUGGAUUCACCACUUGGCUAGACACGCUGUCGCAUGCUUCUUGACCAGAGGUGACCUUUGGAUCUCCUGGGAGGAAGGGAUGAAGGUUUUCGAUGAACUACUAUUGGACGCCGACUGGUCAAUAAAUGCCGGAAUGUGGAUGUGGUUGUCCUGCAGUUCGUUUUUUCAACAAUUUUUCCACUGCUAUUGCCCAGUGAGAUUUGGAAGAAAAGCAGAUCCAAACGGUGACUAUAUCCGGCGUUAUUUGCCUGUCUUGAAGAAUUUCCCAGCGAGAUAUAUUCACGAGCCUUGGAAUGCCCCGAUGUGUGUUCAAAGAGCAGCCAAGUGCAUUAUUGGAAGGGAAUAUUCCCAUCCCAUGGUCAACCAUACUAAGAGCUCGAGAAUCAACAUUGAACGAAUGAAAAAUGUUUAUCAGCAUUUAAACAAAUAUCGUCAUCCCGAGAUUUUAAUUUCUCCUCUUGCAUCGCAUGCAACUGCAAAUCCAUCCGAAGAAAUGAAUCAGCAGAAAAAUACUGAAGAUAAUUUUUCGAACGAUGUUAAAGAAUCGGAAACUAUAUAUUAGGAAGCGCAAAAUUAAAAGCGAUUUAGAUAUAUAUGAAAAAAAGAAGAAGUAUUGCUCUAUCGGUUUGAGUUUAAUAAGCGUGAAAUGAAGAAAUUCGACAAUAUCUUGAAAUUUUCUAUCGAGUAUGUUUUUUUUCUUCAUAUAAGAAUGGAACUUGAGACCUCAAAGUAUUGACUGAAUUUAUUUCUCUAUAUCGUAGAUUUAAUAUUAAAUGUGACCUGUAAAAUUUGCCUUCAGAAAAUUUUAAUUUGAAAUAUGUUUCUUUGACAAUAGUGUCAAAAAAAAAAAAAAAAAUUGAAUGAAAAAUUUCGUUUUCUGUUGAUAAAUUUUAAACCUAGUAAAUAGUAAAUUUUUCACCAAUUAUUUAAGUUAUUAAUAAUUUAGAACUUUCGAACGAUAUUAAAAUUACUAACACAAAUUAUAAAAAAGGUACAAC